AUGUUUGGAAGCUUUUCAAGCCUUAUUCACUGUUUUACAAACGCUGCACGGGUUUCAUCAAGCUUCUGAAAAGACGGACCAGUAUGAGUUACCGGCGCGGCAGUCCGUCACUCGUCCAUCGUCACCAUGACAACAUGCCGUCCCGGUCCAACUGCCACGUGACUGUCAUCGCCAAUCCGAGCUGCCCGCUCAAUUCGGGGUCAGGAAGUGGUCGGGAGGAGGCGGCCGGUCCAAACGCAUCAUCCAUGUCGUCAUCACGGUCCGACCCCAGCCUGGCGCAGGCACCACCGGGCUACGAGCCUGACCUGACCCGGGCGCCUCCAGGCUUCGAGAACCGAGCUCUGGCACCCAACGCAAACCGAAACCAGCUCUACCUAGUGCCCAGGCUCCUAUGUUGUGGCACCACAAACUGCCUGCAUAGCAUCCUGUUCUGCUACUACGGCAUCCAGCCGUUCCUAGACAACGCACAGGUGCAACUGGGCGAGGCCGCGCCCCGCCAGGCUGGCCCGAGCGGGGGCCGCGCGCGCAGUCAGGGCCGCAGAAGGAGCACCCGCGACGGCUCCUGA
Messenger RNA from Pollicipes pollicipes, 566 nucleotides. RefSeq lists its product as uncharacterized. Bases 84 to 566 code for a protein of 160 amino acids. Lineage: Eukaryota; Metazoa; Arthropoda; Thecostraca; Pollicipedomorpha; Pollicipedidae. The transcript is spliced from 6 exons. The record is from RefSeq and is a predicted model, not a curated record.